AUGAAAUUAGCAGACCCUAAUUUUCAUCAACCUGCUUCAGUUGAUAUUUUAUUGGGAGCAGGUGUUACCAUGUCAUUAUUUACACAAGGACAAAUAGAUUUGUCUAAAUCUGGUGGCCCUGAUUUAUUCUUACAAAGAACUAAAUUUGGAUGGGUCAUCGGGGGGAGUGCACCUACAAAGGUCCCAUCACAACAAGUGUCUUGCCACAUGGCAUCAGACAUGCACUUUGAUUUCUCAAUAUUUUGGGAAAUUGAAGAAGUAAAAGAUGUUUGUCAUCUCACAGCAGAUGAAUUAGCAUGUGAAGAACGGUUUUUUCAACAUGUCACAAGAAAUGAGAUACAAUAUGAAGCUGUACUACAAGAAUAUCUUGACUUAGGACAUAUGUCUCAGAUAUUAGACAAAAAUCUAACCAAAGAUGGUUUCUAUCUUCCUCAUCAUGCAGUAACCAAAGAAGAUAGUCAAACGACUAAAGUACGUGUGGUAUUUGAUGAGUCAGCAAAAGAUAACAAUCGCCACACGCUUAAUGAUAUAUUACGAGUUGGUCCAACAAUACAAGCAGACAUUUUUUCUUUAUUACUUCGCUUUAGAAUUCAUCAAUAA
This is a messenger RNA of Aphidius gifuensis, 600 nucleotides long. RefSeq lists its product as uncharacterized. The record is from RefSeq and is a predicted model, not a curated record. Lineage: Eukaryota; Metazoa; Arthropoda; Insecta; Hymenoptera; Braconidae. Bases 1 to 600 code for a protein of 199 amino acids. The transcript has 2 exons.